Molecule: messenger RNA, 2315 nt
Organism: Teleopsis dalmanni
Lineage: Eukaryota; Metazoa; Arthropoda; Insecta; Diptera; Diopsidae
Gene: Targ
Exons: 10
Coding region: 72-2294 (740 amino acids)
Biological process (GO): transmembrane transport; monocarboxylic acid transport
Molecular function (GO): monocarboxylic acid transmembrane transporter activity
Source: RefSeq, a predicted model, not a curated record
UUUUUUAUUUAAUUUUCAUCCUAAUAUAUUUUUUGCUUUUUUUGAUUUGACUUGCGGAAACUAUAAGAUCAAUGAGUGAAGAGGAAAAAAACAAAAAUGUGGAUAAAAAUAAUCAGCAUAGAAAUAGUGAAAAUAGUGAACAAAAUAAUGAUAAUGAAGAAAAUACGGAGGAAAGUAAGAAAGAAAAUAAUGAUAAUGCGAGAGAGUCUAAAGAAUCUAAAGAACCCGAAGACACUGAUGAAACUGGGCAAAGUGAAAGUAAAAAGUCUUCAUUGGACAACGUUAAGUAUCAAAGAGAGGUAAGUUUUUUAGAAAACUCAAGAGAUUUAAGUUACCAAUCGCUACCUUCAAUGGAUUCAAAUUUAACUGAAACAGGAUACACUGACUCAAUCACAUAUGGAGAAGGAUACAUAGAACCAACUGAUAAAGUAUUAUAUCCUAGACUUAAAGAAGAACUUUUCCCUGAAGAUGAGGAUCUAACGUCAGAUCCACUGAGAAAUGCAGUAGCAGAAAGAAGAAUAUCAGAAACCACAAUGAUCACACAUAAAGCAAUUGCUAAGCAAUACGGUUCUUAUGGUAAUCGAUAUGCUAAACGUGAUUCAUCUAAAAUUUAUGGUACAGAUUCUGUACUCUAUACUGAGCUAAGAGAAGAAGGACAUUUCUUAUAUUUUAUUCUACCUCCAGAUGGUGGUACAGGUUGGAUUGUAACACUGAUAUCGUUUCUAUGCCAAUUACUCGUUAGCGGAAUACUUUACGCUAUUGGCCCAAUAUUGCCACAUAUAUCUGCUGAUCUCGGAUUAUCUGAUGUGAAAGUUACACUUAUUCCCACGGUUCAAAUUGGUUUGUUUUUUUUAUGCAUGCCAUUCUCAACUGCCCUCUUCAAUAGCUAUGGUUUUUAUCGUAUAAACUUAUGUGGAGCAUCAUUUGCAGCAAUCGCAAUGUUUGGAGCAUCUUAUUGUACACAAAUUGAAACUUUACUGCUUAGUUUUAGCAUUUUAGGCGGACCAGCUUUAUCAAUUCUGUAUAUAUCCUCAAUUUUACGCAUAAGUCUCUUCUUUCAAAAAUACCGUUCGCUUGCAUAUGCGAUGACAUGUUCAGGUACUGGAGCUGGCUUGGUAGUCUUCUUCUUCGUAAACAAUUAUAUACUAGCAGAGUACAAUUGGAGACAAGUUAUGAAAUGUCAUUCCAUAUUAUUUGGAAUAUUAUUUCUUAUAUUACUUAAACGCGUGAAAAUAACACCUAAAAGGAUUUUUAAAAUUGAAAUACCAACUACAUCUCUUGGCUCAAUGAUGGUAGAAGAAUUUCCAAGAGAGGUACCAGUCAGAAAACUAAGUGAUGUACAUACUAUUACUUUUGAGAAUAAAAAAAUUGGAGAAUUAUUUGUUCCGUUUACGCCACCAACAGUGUUUACUCCUGGCUUAAGUGAACGCAUUUUACUGGCUCCUUGUAAAUUCGAAGAUGUGCAUGUUUAUUCGAGCAACCAUAUUUUGAAACCCGAUCUUAUCGAAAUAAAAGAUAUUUUCUAUACAGGGCCAGUGAAAUAUAUAUUUCCUGAAGAUGCUUUUCUGCUAUUGCAAGAAUCCUCACUAUUUCUGAUUGCCAAUGAAGAUGAUACGCUUACUACACAUUAUAUUCUAUCCAUGGUAUGGAGUCGGCGAAUAGGUAGAUACGGUGGAUCUGUAAUGAAAUUUUGCGUGAAACUUUCGUUUACGCUUAGUGUGCUCCUCAAUCUGAAACUGUUAACUAUGCCAAAGUAUCUACUUAUGUUAACAGCAGUGUUUUUCUUUGCAUUAGGAUUCACAACACCCUAUAUCUACUCCUAUGCUCAUUCCAAGCUACAACAUCCCUAUGAGCUUCUACCAGGUUGCAUUAUCGGGAUAUCAAUAAUGCUCUUUAGUAUUUCUGGUGGAUUUGUGGUCUAUUUCAAUGCAGACGACAUACUAGAAAUAUUCUGUGUUUGCGUAAUAUUUAGUGGAAUUGCGUUGAGCAUAAGUGCAUUUUAUGGUCGAACCAAUGUAUGCCUUCAAUGCCUUUAUGCUUUCUUUUUUGGCAUUGCACCUGCUUUGCAUCCGAUACGCUUAACUGUGGGGCUUGAGCAAUUAGUCGGAUUCGAAAACCUAAGUAACGCUUAUUCAUUGUCUUGCAUUGCCACGGCAAUUGCAGUUUUUAUCGCAUAUUUGGUUUUUGCAUAUAUGCGCCUUUGCACUGGAAAUUAUGUUUACACAUUCGCAAUAUCUGGAAUUUGUUUAAUUAUAUCCGGUAUACUUAAGACAAUAGUAAGAAUCAUCGUUUGAAUAAAUUAUAAAAAAAAUUUA